Molecule: messenger RNA, 381 nt
Organism: Parnassius apollo (apollo)
Lineage: Eukaryota; Metazoa; Arthropoda; Insecta; Lepidoptera; Papilionidae
Source: the annotation of a GenBank genome assembly
AUGCAACCUCUAAUAUCACCGAUUGAUCACGAGUCACGUACCAACUCAUACCGCGCAGAAGAUGAACCCAGAACUUCGAGGCGUCGCCGCUCCUGCAGCGUUUUCCAAGAAGGCCAGUACAAGAAGAACAAAGAUACCAGAUCACCAUCAGAGAACGUUCUACCGCCAGUCGAGCAGCUGGUGCUUAUGGUGAGCCGUUUCCAAUGGGAUAAGAUCAACCAGAUCCAGACAUUUGCCCAGAAACCUUCAACAAAGGCAAGUCAGGUGAUAGUCGUCGAGACGGGCACGAGGCAGUGUUACGGCACAUCGGACUGCGCUAAGUUGCUGAAUGCGAUACAGGCGACGAACACUUCAAGUAUACCGUACAACUUCAUGAUAUAG